AUGAGCUCUGAUGCUGAAAUGGCCAUUUUUGGAGAAGCAGCUCCUUACCUGCGAAAACCAGAGAAAGAGAGAAUUGAGGCUCAGAAUCGCCCAUUUGAUUCUAAGAAAGCCUGUUUUGCAGUGGAUGAUAAAGAAUUGUAUGUGAAAGGUAUGAUCCAGAGCAGGGAAAAUGACAAAGUCACAGUCAAGACUCUGGAUGACCGGACACUCACUCUGAACAGUGACCAAGUGUUCCCCAUGAACCCUCCCAAAUUUGACAAGAUUGAGGACAUGGCCAUGAUGACUCACUUGCAUGAACCUGCUGUGCUGUACAACCUCAAAGAGCGUUAUGCAGCCUGGAUGAUCUACACCUACUCGGGCCUCUUCUGUGUCACCGUCAACCCCUACAAGUGGCUGCCGGUGUAUAACCCCGAGGUGGUGGCUGCCUACAGAGGCAAAAAGCGCCAGGAGGCCCCGCCCCACAUCUUCUCCAUCUCGGACAACGCCUAUCAGUUCAUGCUCACUGAUCAAGAUAACCAGUCUAUCCUUAUCACUGGAGAGUCUGGAGCUGGGAAGACAGUCAAUACAAAGCGCGUCAUUCAGUAUUUUGCUACAAUUGCAAUUACUGGAGACAAGAAGAAGGAGCAGCAACCAGGCAAAAUGCAGGGAACUCUGGAGGAUCAGAUACUGCAGGCCAACCCUCUGCUGGAGGCCUUUGGGAACGCCAAGACCGUGCGCAAUGACAACUCCUCAAGAUUCGGGAAGUUCAUUCGAAUUCAUUUUGGAGCCACGGGAAAACUCGCAUCAGCGGACAUUGAAACUUAUCUCUUGGAAAAAUCCAGAGUGACCUUCCAGUUAUCCAGUGAGAGAAGCUAUCAUAUAUUUUACCAAAUCAUGUCAAAUAAGAAGCCAGAACUAAUUGACAUGCUUCUGAUUUCAACCAAUCCCUUUGACUUUCUCUUCGUGAGCCAAGGAGAGGUCACGGUGGCCAGCAUUAACGACAGCGAAGAACUGUUAGCGACUGAUAAUGCCAUUGACAUCCUGGGCUUCAGCUCAGAGGAGAAAGUUGGAAUCUAUAAGCUCACGGGGGCUGUGAUGCAUUAUGGGAACAUGAAGUUCAAGCAGAAGCAGCGUGAGGAGCAGGCGGAGCCAGAUGGCACUGAAGUGGCUGAUAAAGCUGGAUAUUUGAUGGGUCUGAAUUCUGCAGAAAUGUUGAAAGGUCUAUGCUAUCCAAGGGUGAAGGUUGGGAAUGAAUAUGUAACGAAAGGACAAAAUGUGCAGCAGGUGACCAACUCCGUGGGUGCUCUGGCCAAAGCCAUAUAUGAGAAGAUGUUCCUGUGGAUGGUCACCCGCAUCAACCAGCAGCUGGACACCAAGCAGCCCAGGCAGUACUUCAUUGGGGUCUUGGACAUUGCAGGAUUCGAAAUCUUUGAUUUCAACAGCCUGGAGCAGCUGUGCAUCAACUUCACCAAUGAGAAGCUGCAACAGUUUUUCAACCACCACAUGUUCGUGCUGGAGCAGGAGGAGUACAAGAAGGAAGGCAUCGAGUGGGAGUUCAUCGACUUCGGCAUGGACCUGGCAGCCUGCAUCGAGCUCAUCGAGAAGCCUAUGGGCAUCUUCUCCAUCCUGGAAGAGGAGUGCAUGUUCCCCAAGGCCACAGACACCUCCUUCAAGAACAAGCUGUAUGACCAGCACCUGGGAAAGUCCAACAACUUCCAGAAGCCCAAGCCUGCCAAAGGCAAGGCCGAGGCCCACUUCUCGCUGGUGCACUAUGCUGGCACAGUGGACUACAACAUUGCCGGCUGGCUGGACAAGAACAAGGACCCCCUGAAUGAGACUGUUGUUGGGUUGUACCAGAAAUCUUCACUGAAGCUUCUGUCCUUCCUUUUUUCCAACUAUGCUGGUGCAGAAGCAGAAGGUGACUCCGGGGGAAGCAAGAAGAGUGGGAAGAAGAAGGGCUCCUCUUUCCAGACUGUGUCUGCCGUGUUCAGGGAGAAUUUAAGCAAACUGAUGACCAACUUAAGGAGCACUCACCCUCACUUUGUACGAUGUCUGAUUCCUAAUGAGACCAAGACUCCUGGUGUGAUGGAUCACUACUUGGUCAUGCACCAACUGCGCUGCAACGGGGUCCUUGAGGGAAUCCGGAUUUGCAGGAAAGGAUUUCCUAGCCGAAUUCUCUAUGCCGACUUCAAACAGAGGUACCGUAUCCUCAACGCCAGUGCCAUACCAGAAGGACAAUAUAUUGAUAGCAAAAUUGCUUCAGAGAAGCUUCUGACCUCCAUUAAUGUGGACCAGGAGCAGUACAAGUUUGGCCACACCAAGGUUUUCUUUAAAGCUGGACUCCUGGGGCUUUUGGAAGAGAUGAGGGAUGAGAAGUUGGUGACCCUGAUGACAUACACACAAGCAGUAUGCAGAGGCUACCUAAUGCGCAUGGAAUUCAAGAAGAUGACAGAGCGGAGGGAUUCCAUCACCUGCAUACAAUACAACAUACGCUCUUUUAUGAACGUCAAGAACUGGCCUUGGAUGAGUCUAUUCUUCAAGGUCAAACCCUUGCUGAGGAAUGCAGAGGCUGAGAAGGAGAUGGCCAACAUGAAGGAAGACUUUGAGAGAGUCAAGGAAGAACUGGCCAGAUAUGAGUCUCACCAGAAGGUUCUAGAAGAGAAAAUGGUGUUACUACUCCAGGAAAAGAAUGACCUCCAACUGCAGAUUCAAUCUGAAACAGAAAACUUGAUAGAUGCUGAAGAACGGUGUGAGGGGCUCAUUAAAAGCAAGAUUGAACUGGAAGCCAAAGUCAAGGAUCUGAGUGAAAGAUUGGAAGAGGAAGAAGUAAUCAAUUCUGAAUUAGUUGCCAAGAAGAGGAACCUAGAAGAUAAAUGUUCCUCUCUCAAAAGAGAUAUUGAUGACUUGGAGCUUACUCUAGCCAAAGUGGAAAAGGAGAAGCAUGCCACUGAGAACAAGGUAAAGAAUAUUUCUGAAGAAAUGGCAACACUUGAAGAACACAUUUCCAAAUUGACUAAUGAGAAAAAAUCUCUGCAAGAAGCCCAUCAACAAACAUUGGAUGAUCUUCAGGUUGAAGAAGAUAAAGUCAAUGGUUUAAUCAAAAUAAAUGUCAAACUGGAGCAGCAAGUAGAUGAUCUCGAGGGUAGCUUAGAGCAAGAGAAGAAACUGCAGAGUGACCUGGAAAGAGCAAAGAGGAAACUGGAAGGAGAACUAAAAAUGUCCCAGGAAUCCAUUAUGGAUCUAGAAAAUGAAAAACAGCAAGUUGAGGAAAAAUUGAAAAAGAAGGAGUUUGAAAUAAGUCAGUUACAAAUCAAAAUAGAAAAUGAGCAAGUUCAUAAUCUGCAGUUACAGAAGAAGAUUAAAGAACUUCAGGCCCGCACAGAAGAGCUGGAAGAAGAAAUUGAAGCAGAGCAGACGCUCAGAGGCAAGAUUGAGAAGCAGCGCUCUGACCUCUCCCGCGAGCUGGAGGAGAUCAGCGAGCGGCUAGAAGAGGCCAGUGGGGCCACUUCAGUCCAGAUUGAGAUGAACAAGAAGCGGGAGGCCGAGUUCCAGAAACUGCGCAGGGACCUGGAGGAGGCCACCCUGCAGCACGAAGCCACUGCAGCCACCCUGAGGAAGAAGCACGCGGACAGUGUGGCCGAGCUCGGGGAGCAGAUCGACAACCUGCAGAGGGUCAAGCAGAAGCUGGAGAAGGAGAAGAGCGAGCUGAAGAUGGAGAUUGAUGACCUUGCUAGCAGCAUGGAGACCGUCUCCAAGUCUAAGAGUAAUGUGGAAAGAAUGUGCCGAUCUGUAGAAGAUCAGUUUAAUGAAGUAAAGGCCAAAGAUGACCAACAGACACAGCUAAUCCAUGAUCUGAACAUGCAAAAAGCAAGACUGCAGACCCAAAAUGGGGAGCUGAACCACAAAGUGGAGGAAAAGGAAUCUCUGAUUUCACAGCUAACUAAAAAUAAACAGGCCCUCACUCACCAGCUGGAGGAACUGAAGAGGCAACUAGAAGAAGAAGUCAAGGCCAAGAACGCCCUGGCCCACGCCCUGCAGUCCUCCCGCCACGACUGCGACCUGCUGCGGGAACAGUACGAGGAGGAGCAGGAGGCCAAGGCUGAGCUGCAAAGGGCACUGUCCAAGGCCAACAGUGAGGUCGCCCAGUGGAGGACCAAGUAUGAGACGGAUGCCAUCCAGCGCACAGAGGAGCUGGAGGAGGCCAAGAAAAAACUGGCCCAGAGGCUCCAAGAAGCAGAGGAGAACACAGAGGCAGCAAGCGCCAAGUGCUCUUCCUUGGAGAAGACCAAGCAGAGGCUGCAGGGAGAAGUGAACGACCUGAUGCUAGACUUGGAGCGGGCCACCAUGGCCUGUAACACCCUGGACAAGAAGCAGAGGAGUUUUGACAAGGUCCUUGCUGAGUGGAAGCAAAAGCUACAUGAGAGUCAAGCUGAGUUGGAUGCUGCUCGGAAAGAGUCCAGGUCACUUAGUGCCGAAAUCUUCAAGAUGCGGAAUGCCUAUGAGGAGGUGGUGGAACAGUUAGAGAUGAUGAGGCGGGAGAAUAAAAACUUGCAAGGAGAAAUUUCUGAUUUAACAGAGCAGAUUGCAGAAACUGGCAAGAAUCUUCAGGAACUAGAAAAAAACAAGAAGCAGGUAGAACAAGAAAAGUCAGAUCUCCAGGCUGCACUAGAAGAGGUGGAGGGCUCCCUGGAACAUGAAGAGAGUAAGAUUUUGCGUGUUCAGCUUGAGUUAAAUCAGGUAAAAUCUGAGUUUGACCACAAAGUCAUUGAGAAGGAUGAGGAGAUUGAGCAACUGAAAAGAAAUACGCAGCGGGCAGCAGAGGCCACGCAGAGCAUUCUGGAGGCGGAGAUCCAGAGCCGCAGUGAUGCCCAGAGGCUGAGGAGGAAAAUGGAGGGGGAUCUGGACGAGAUGGAGAUCCGGCUCUGCCGGGCCAACCGCCAGGUGGCCGACACCCAGAGAAACCUGCGCACCGUCCAGGGACAGCUCAAGGAUUCCCAGCUGCACCUGGAUGGCACCCUGAGGAGCAACGAGGACCUCAAGGAGCAGCUGGCCACCGUGGAGCGCAGGAACGGCCUCUUGCUGGGAGAGCUGGAAGAGAUAAAGGCGGCCCUGGAGCAAACUGAGCGCGCGCGCAGGCUUUCAGAGCAGGAGCUGCUGGACGUCAGCCAGAGGGUGCAGCUCCUGCACGCCCAGAACACAGUCCUAACAAAUACCAAGAAAAAACUGGAAGCUGACUUGUCCCAGUGCCAGGCAGAGGUGGAGAACUCCAUCCAGGAUUCCAGAAACGCAGAGGAGAAGGCCAAGAAAGCCAUCACAGAUGCUGCCAUGAUGGCUGAAGAACUAAAGAAGGAGCAGGACACCAGCGCCCACCUGGAGCGGGUGAAGAAAAAUCUGGAGCAGACAGUAAGAGACCUGCAACUGCGACUGGAUGAGGCUGAGCAGCAGGCCCUGAAGGGCGGGAAGAAGCAGAUCCAGAAACUGGAGAACCGGGUGCGGGAGUUAGAAAAUGAGCUGGAUGCUGAACAGAAGAGAGGAGCUGAGGCUUUGAAGGGUGCCCAUAAAUAUGAUCGGAAGAUUAAAGAAAUGGCUUUUCAGGCUGAAGAAGAUCAUAGGAAUAUCCUUAGGCUCCAGGACCUGGUAGAUAAGCUGCAGGCCAAAGUGAAGGCUUACAAGAGACAGGUUGAAGAGGCUGAAGAACAGGCCAACACGCAGCUGUCUAAGUGCCGGCGAGUCCAGCAUGAACUGGAGGAGGCUGAGGAGAGAGCAGACAUCGCCGAGACGCAGGUCAACAAGCUGCGCACCAAAAGCCGAGACGUGGGUGUCCAGCGUCUUCAGGCCCAGAGAGUUUCAUCAGAUGAGUCUGCUGUAAAUCUUACUGAUGGUCUUUCUGGGAACACUCUGCCUGAUGCCAGACUCCACGGCUCAGACCUAAGCCCUCAAACCUGUCUCUCACCCCGUUUAGCUUCUCCUGAGGCAAGUUCACCCCCAGGUUCAACAUCGAUAGUGAGGGCCACAGACCACUCAGCGAGGCCGAGAGAGGUUUCUGCUUCGGUGUUUCUGUGGUGCGGCCGCGAGCUCCCACCCAGGCCACCGCCUCCUCAGCCGGCCCGCGCCAGGCCAACCCCAGCGGAGAAACCUGGUCGCCGGGGCGCGGCGCCCGGAGCCCUGGGCAGCGGCGCUUGCACGUAG
Molecule: messenger RNA, 6168 nt
Organism: Sorex araneus (European shrew)
Lineage: Eukaryota; Metazoa; Chordata; Mammalia; Eulipotyphla; Soricidae
Product: myosin-13
Exons: 41
Coding region: 1-6168 (2055 amino acids)
Cellular component (GO): myosin complex
Molecular function (GO): cytoskeletal motor activity; ATP binding; actin filament binding
Source: RefSeq, a predicted model, not a curated record